AUGGGCGACCACAUACGGUCUGGCCCCCAGGGUCGCCCUACCUGUGAGUCAUGCCGGCUACGUAAACUCUCAUGCGUCUACGAAACGCGGAGAAGGCGUGCACCUAUAAAGCCACCAUUUAGGGCCUCUUCUCCAAAGACACCGCCUGCUCAACGGCAUGAGACCUCAAAUGGAGGAAAUCACCUACCAACCAAUCAGGAUAUCUUGGACAGGCUUCAAAGAGUUGAAGGGCUUAUUGCCGAUCUCCACAAAUCUCUUAAACUUGUGCAACAAUCAAAUGGCUCAGUACCCAGCCAAGAUGCCCGGACACCUGUGCUAGUACCGCCGGUCCAGCCUUCACGAGAAGCGCUGGUGGGCGAUGGAACGAGGGGAAAUUAUGUUGACAAUUCAGUAUUCGUCGGACUGUUGCUGGACGUAAGUUUGUCACCGGUCUCCGCAUCGUCUGAUAGUAAUGCAACCAGGGAACUUCGCACGAACCUCCUGCAAAAUUUUGAUCCCCUAGUAAAGCUCUUGCACAUACCCACAAUACAACCGGUCAUACUGAACGCCGCGGCCUAUCCUCACGAAGCAGACGAUACGACCAUGACUCUGGUAUACGCUGUUGCUUUUGCGGCUACAGCAACCGUGCCAGGAGCUAAAGCAAUACAGAAACUGGGUUUUGAAAAAUCAACUCUUCUACGCCAUUUCAUGCAGCAAAUGGACAACGCUUUCAUGAAGGCACAGUUUUUGCUACGUCCAAAUACCCAGUCUUUAACGGCUCUUGUCAUCUACUUGACCGCGCUAAGAACCCACGACGCUGGACGAACGGUGUGGAUCCUCACCGGCCUGGCAAUGCGCAUUGCAGAAUCACUCGGUGUCCAUGAAGAUGGUGCGCGUCUCGGCCUGGAUCCUUUCGAGGCCGAGAUGAGAUGUCGGCUUUGGUGGCAUUUAACCGCUCUGGACGCCACUGCGCCCGAGAACCACGGGUUCAAUUCCACGAUCGUGGACCGCGAUCACACGUUUCGACUACCGACCAAUAUCGACGACGCGGACCUUUCUCCCCAAAUGAAGAAGCGUCCGGUCGGAAAAGAGGAGUGGACGGAGAUGUCCUUUGCCAUCGUGAACUUGGAUCUGUGUCGCAGUUUAAGACGUGCCGUUGCUAUAACCAGGAAGAACGAUGCCGAAAUAAGUGUGGACAUAAUCCACGACACCGAGCGUAAAAUUAAUCAGCAAUGGCUUCGAUUUGCGGAUAUAACGAAGCCCAUAUGUCGUGCUGCAGACGCUUUGCUUCGCGUAUCGAUCCUAAAGGCACAUUUCAUCUUGAUGCUGCAAACAUGGCUUUCGACCACUGUGACUGCAGAGUGCAAAUAUUAUCACCUCCCUCAGUCAGCCUUUAUCACUGCCAUUGAAUUGCUCGAGAACGGAUACCUGCUUCAGUCAGGCAGCCUCUGUCAUGACUUCGCAUGGUUCUAUCAGCAACAUCCUCAGCUGUACGCAUUGUUCCUUGUGCUGCGCACCCUCCAUGCGUCUCCUGGGAGAGUGGAAGCAGAUAGAGCGUGGACUGCAGUGGAUAAUUAUUUCACCUGUCUCACGGACUUUGAAAAGGCCAGCGAAAUGAAGGGCAGGACGAGCUGUGUUUGGUCCGUUCUGGGUCCGUUGCGUGACAGGGCCAGAAAGUCUCAUGAUCAAAUGAGGCAGGAGUUGGCAUCAGAGGAGAUAUUAUCGACAUCUUCCCCCUCGGCAUUCAUGAAGACAGGCUCUCAAAUCACCGAUGGAUCUGUUUCGUCCCACCCUGUCGGGACUGAUAUACAUUUGUCACCAUAUCAAACAGGCUAUCUCCCGUUGGAACCUUCAGCUUUUGAUAACAUCCUCGCUUGGCAGGACUUCUCGGAUUGGUUCAAUAUGGACACAGGAUUUGUUUAG
Aspergillus tanneri is the source of this 1902-nucleotide messenger RNA. RefSeq names its product fungal specific transcription factor domain-containing protein. The transcript has 4 exons. Lineage: Eukaryota; Fungi; Ascomycota; Eurotiomycetes; Eurotiales; Aspergillaceae. The record is from RefSeq and is a predicted model, not a curated record. Bases 1 to 1902 code for a protein of 633 amino acids. Gene Ontology annotation, molecular function: DNA binding; zinc ion binding. Gene Ontology annotation, biological process: DNA-templated transcription.